GAAGGCCUCACGGCCAUUUCCGGUAAGGCGGGCAGCGCCUCACUUCCGCCCUCGUGGGGCUGGCCGUUGGUGGUCCGGCUGCGCCGCGUGUCUUGGUCUUCUGGUAGCGGGCUGGCGGCGGCGGCAGCGGCGGCAGCUCCGGCCUGAUUUCACCCCCCUCCCCCUCCGUCGCGAUGCUCGUUUUAUUCGAGACCGCAGCCGGCUACGCCAUUUUCAAGGUUCUGGAUGAGAAGAAGCUCCAGGAAAUCGAUAGUUUAUGGAAAGAGUUUGAAACUCCUGAAAAAGCCAAUAAAAUUGUAAAACUAAAACACUUCGAGAAGUUUCAAGACACAACGGAAGCUCUUGCAGCAUCCACUGCUCUAGUUGAAGGCAAGAUUAGCAAGAAUCUAAAGAAGAUCUUAAAGAAGAUAGUAGCAAAAGAUGCCCACGAACAGUUGGCUGUAGCAGAUGCUAAACUGGGAGGUGUAAUAAAGGACAAGCUGAAUUUAAGUUGUAUCCACAGUCCAAUGGUUACUGAACUGAUGAGAGGCAUUCGUUCACAAAUGGAAGGACUUAUCAGUGGCCUUCCAGCACGUGAAAUGGCAGCUAUGUGUUUAGGAUUGGCACACAGCCUUUCCCGAUACAAGCUGAAGUUCAGCCCAGACAAAGUGGAUACAAUGAUUGUCCAAGCAAUCUCCCUACUUGAUGACUUGGACAAAGAAUUGAAUAACUAUAUCAUGCGCUGUAGAGAAUGGUAUGGUUGGCAUUUCCCUGAACUGGGGAAAAUUAUAACAGAUAAUCUAAUAUACUGUAAAUGUGUGCGGAAAAUUGGAGACAGAAAGAACUUCUCCUCUUCUGAUCUUUCUGAGGUCCUACCAGAGGAGAUUGAAGAAGAGGUUAAGGCAGCUGCAGAGAUUUCCAUGGGAACUGAAGUGUCUGAAGAAGAUAUAAGCAAUAUACAGCACCUUUGCGACCAGGUGAUUGAAAUCUCAAACUAUCGGGCACAACUAUAUGAUUACCUAAAAAACAGAAUGAUGGCCAUUGCACCUAACCUCACUGUCAUGGUGGGAGAGCUUGUAGGAGCACGGCUUAUUGCUCAUGCAGGGUCCCUGUUGAACUUGGCUAAGCAUCCAGCAUCCACUGUUCAGAUUCUGGGUGCUGAAAAAGCACUUUUUAGAGCAUUGAAGACUAAACGUGACACACCCAAAUUUGGUCUGAUUUAUCAUGCUUCUCUUGUGGGCCAAACAACAGCUAAAAACAAAGGAAAGAUUUCACGAAUGCUAGCUGCUAAAACAGCCUUGACUAUUCGCUAUGAUGCCCUGGGAGAGAACACCAGUGCAGAGAUGGGAGCCGAGAACAGAUUGAAAGUGGAAACCAGACUGAGGCAGCUGGAAGAGAAAGGGAUAAGACGAAUAAGUGGCACAGGAAAGGCCAUUGCCAGAGCAGACAAAUACUUGCAUAAGAGUGAAGUGAAGACCUAUGACCCUUCGGGUGAAUCUACGCUCCCUCGGGUCCCGAAGAAGCAUAAAAGGGAGGAAGAGGAAGAAGAAGAUGAAGGGGCACCAGCUCCCAAAAAAGCAAAGAAGAUUAAAGUAGAAGAAGUCAAAGAAGAAGAGGGGGAGGAGCAAGACCAAGAGCAGGAAGAAAGUGAACCUGUCAAGAAGAAGAAGAAGAAAAAGGAGAAAAAACAGAAGACUCAAGAAGAGGUUUGGGUAGAAGACGAAGAAGAAGAAGCAGAGCCAUCCGCAAGCACAGCAGUAGAGGGCACAGAGAAGAAGAAAAAGAAGAAGAAGAAAAUUAAAGAGGAGCCUGAAGAUGAAUAUUAAGAGGAGGACACCAGAGCCUCUCUGGUGACUUGCAUUGUGUUUGGCUUUCCUGGGACAUUGGCCUUUUUGCUCCAUGGUUAGUGAAGGCUGAAGAGUUUAUACACUUUUUCUCUGUAUGCAGUUUUUUACCCGCACCUUUUACUUUAACCCUUAUCCUGACAAUAUUUUUUAAGCUGAUAUUUUGUGUUGUAUUAUUGCAGAAUGGUUUAAGAUACUGAUGUAUACCUGGAAAGUGAUAUAGAAAUGGUUGAAAUUGAUUUAAAAAAUAAAAAAUAUUCCAACAGCA
This is a messenger RNA of Pogona vitticeps (central bearded dragon), 2091 nucleotides long. NCBI's taxonomy places the organism in Eukaryota, Metazoa, Chordata, Lepidosauria, Squamata, Agamidae. The record is from RefSeq and is a predicted model, not a curated record.